Messenger RNA from Gordionus sp. m RMFG-2023, 1767 nucleotides. Its product is annotated as glutamyl-tRNA(Gln) amidotransferase subunit A, mitochondrial-like. Gene Ontology annotation, biological process: glutaminyl-tRNAGln biosynthesis via transamidation; mitochondrial translation. Gene Ontology annotation, cellular component: mitochondrion; glutamyl-tRNA(Gln) amidotransferase complex. Bases 1 to 1767 code for a protein of 588 amino acids. The transcript is spliced from 11 exons. Lineage: Eukaryota; Metazoa; Nematomorpha; Gordioida; Chordodea; Parachordodidae. Gene Ontology annotation, molecular function: glutaminyl-tRNA synthase (glutamine-hydrolyzing) activity. The record is from RefSeq and is a predicted model, not a curated record.
AUGAAUUAUACCUUGUUGGAAGUUUUAGAUUUACUGAAACAUAAGCAGACUAACUUUUCAGAGAUAUAUAAGUUCUGCUUAAAUGGAACAAAUUAUGCAAAUAAAUUAAAUGCAUAUAUAACUAGUAAUAAUUACGAUUUUAUAAAUAAUACAGGAACAUCUUCUAAAAAAAAUCAUGAUGAUCCUUUAAAUGGGUUUCCUUUUUCUAUUAAAGAUAAUUUUUGUACUAAAGAUAUUAAAACUACAUGUGCAUCAAAAAUGUUGUAUAAUUUAAUAGCAAUAUAUGAUGCAACUAUCUAUAAAAGAUUAUGCGAUGCUGGAGCAAUAUUAAUGGGGAAAACAAACAUGGAUGAAUUUUCAAUGGGGAAUGCCAGCAUAAAUAGCUUUUAUGGACCUGUUAAAAAUCCAUGGAAUAUGAAAAAGAAAAAUAUACAACUUAAAAAUAAUAUUUCAAACAGCAUCUUUGACAAUAAUAUAACAUUUAAUCAACUGAAAACUGCUAAAUUUCAUACAAAUCCAAAUAACCUAAUAGAAAAUGAUAACCAAAAGAUGUUAGAAAAUGAUGAUUUUCAUAUAUCUGGAGGUUCAUCAGGUGGAUCUGCAGUAUCUGUAGUGACAGGCUCAGCCUUUUAUUCAAUAGGCUCAGAUACUGGAGGUUCAAUAAGAAACCCAGCCUCUUAUUGUGGCGUGAUAGGGUUUAAACCCACAUAUGGCACCCUUUCAAGAUUAGGCUUGAUACCCUUGGCAAACAAUUUAGACACUCCAGGCAUUUUUUCCAGGUCUGUACAAGAUUGUACCUUGGUAUAUAAUGCCAUAGCAGGAUUAGACGAUGGAGAUCUUACGACAUCCGCUAAAACUAUCAAACCUUCUAUGAGCCUCUUUUCUUCUAAUCACGAUAAUAAAAGCGAAGAUGAAAUUCUCGUCAGGAUCGGGAUUCCGCAAGAAUUCCUUAAUCAUCCUACUCUCGAUCCCGAGAUCAGAUCGGAAGUUUUACGUAUAGCGGAUAAAUUAGCGGACUAUAGUUCUCACAUAGGUGAUAGGUACCUGGUGCCACAACAUUUGAAUGGUUUAGUAGAUAAAUCAAAUGAACAAAUUUUAACUCCUCCAAAAAAAGUCAAAUUUGCCCUUACAACUUUACCCAAAGCAUUGCCCCAUUUCGACGUUUCCUUGGCAUGUUAUACCGUUUUAUCAGCGACCGAUAUUUGUAGCAACAUGGCUAGGUAUGACGGGAUACGAUACGGUUUACGCGAAUCGACUAUGGCAGACACUAGAACAAUCGGAUUCAACGAAAUUGUCAAAGGAAGAAUAUUGGCUGGAAACUAUUUUCUAACCGGAAAAAACGCAGAAGCCUUCUUCCAACAGGCUUGUAAGGUCAGACGCCUAAUUUGUCAAGAUUUUUCCAAAAUUUUUGUUUCUUACUCGGAACGUUCUUCUAAUAGGGAUUAUUCAUAUGAGCCAAACCCCAACUGCGUUGAUAUUAUAUUGACACCUGUUACAUUGACAACCGCUCCAAAAUAUUCGGAAUAUCUCGAAUACACUCACGAACAAGUGAUGGAUCAGGAUAUAUUCACGGUUCACGCUAAUUUAGCCGGUAUCCCCGCCAUAUCUAUACCUAUAGCGUUGUCUAGUACGGGCAUGCCUAUAGGAUUACAAUUAAUGUCGAAUCACUUUACAGAAUCUCUUUUACUCUACACGGCCAAUUUAUUGGAAGAUGUGAUAGGUUUUUUCCCUACCCUUAAACCUUUGCCUGACGAAUUUUUGUUGUAA